CUCCAUCCACUGUGUCACUAUACUUUGCAUACAGGAAGAAUCAAGGUGCCAGUGCCUCACCUCGCUCGCCGUGCGCCCUCCUCCUCCUCCUGUAAUACAAACCUCGUGAUCACCCAUUCAUUGCUGCUUGCGUCUGCUGCUGCUGCUGCUUUGGAGGGGAGAGAGAGGGAGGAAAAAAAAUAACACGCAGGCAGGUGUCGCGGAAGUUUACACUUGCAGAGGCGCAUCCCUCCGCGUCUCUCUGUUCUGUUUGUUUGUUUAUCAUUGUUGCCACAAUCUGGGAUAACGUGGCAGAGGCUGUACCCGGCGGUCAUCCGGCUCCCACUCACCCCGUGGUCGUCCCAGCCUCGGCCCCCAGAGCGGCAGCGCCUGUGCCUCUCCUCCUCCUCCUCUUGUCUAGGAACAGCAGCAGCAGCAGCUCACUGUGGCGAGGCUAAGAGCCAUGGGCCGGAAACUGGACCUGUCGGGCCUGACGGACGACGAGGCGGAGCACGUCCUGAAAGUGGUCCAACGGGACAUGAAGCUACGAAAGAAGGAGGAGGAGAGGCUGAGUGAGAUGAAGCAGGAGCUGGCGGAGGAAGGCAGCAGAUGCUCCAUCCUCUCCAAGCAGCAUCGUUUCAACGAGCACUGCUGCAUCCGCUGCUGCGCGCCCUUCACCUUCCUGCUCAACCCCAAGCGCCAGUGCCUGGACUGCCAGUACAACGUCUGCAAGACCUGCUGCACCUACAACAAGAGGGACAAAGCCUGGCUCUGCUCUGCAUGCCAGAAGGGCAGGGUUCUGAGAACACAGUCCCUGGAAUGGUACUACAACAAUGUGAAGAGUCGGUUCAAGAGGUUCGGCAGCGCCAAGGUUUUGAAGACUCUGUAUAGAAAGCACAUUAUCGAGAGAGGAGCGCUCUCUGAUCUCCCAGAAAGCAGUGUUCACGACGGAAGCAACGACAACGAUGGCAGCAUCUGCGGCAGUGACUCCGCCUUCUACAAACAGAGUGAAGGACACAGUAUGGCAGAGACGCUCACAGUCGCCCUGCGUGUUGCUGAGGAGGCUAUAGAAGAGGCUAUCGCUAAGGCGGAGGAGUUCAGUGACAGCUUGGAGAAGCAGAAUGAGGCUCGGUAUCUGCGGGACCACAAAGAGGAGCUCAUAGAGGAACUUGCUACAACCAUUGUGCAAAAAAUCAUCCAGAGGAGGAAGCAUUCAGAGAUGCAGACAGAGUACGACUUUGUCUGGUCUCAGUCUCAGUCUCUGAUCCAGCCCAGUAACCUUCCCUCUCCAUCUGAACCUCACACUUCCUCACAAGGACCACAGGACCCUCUCAAAACCUCCAACUCUCUCUGGAGGUCGCAGUCAGCGUUUUCCCUCACCAGUGACGACUCCCCAGAGAAGGGCCCAGAGGAGGAGGGCGCCGGAGCAGGUGGUGACUUGCAUGAGUACGCGUCUCUGAAGCGGGAGGCAAAGGCCACGUCCCUACCCACUUGGAAGAGCGUUGAUCGCCUGGACAACUCCAGUGCAUCUUCAGUGCUCCAGAGCCCAGACGGUAACUGGAUCGCCCUGCACAGUUCUCAGCUGUCUCGGCCCAGCCUGCUAACCAAGAGGAAGAGCCUGGUGUUCAGCGUGUUGGAAAAGGAGUCCGGCGUCGUCUCUGCGUACGAUGAGAUGGGAUCCGACUCCGAGGAGGACAACGAAGGCGGCUGGGGCGCGGCGUUGAGACAGUUCAGGCGUAAGCUAUCCGACGAAACUUACUACACGGACUCGCAGCACGACCCGGAGUGGACGUACACCCAGCACCUUCCCAUCACGUCACCGUCCUCCGGCCAGUACACCAACACAGAGACUCUCAACUCGGACUCAGAGGCUUCGUCUGUGCUGUCAGCGUGUCCUCGUAAACCACCUCAUAACUUGUUGAGGAAGAAGGGACCGGCGGAUACACACCUGCACCCUCAUCACCAGCCCCUGUACCACCCCCACCUGCACCAGAACUUCUCUCCAUAUCCUCUGCACUCAGAGGCACUGGAUGUGAACUUUAACCCCAAGGUGAUGGGAGACAGCAGCGAGGCCGAGGAGCGGGGGAUCGACCCGGUCAGAAGGUCACGGCGACGACGGAAAAGCAAGAGGGAGUCGUCAACAGAGCAGAGCAAACCUGGAGGCCAGAGCCACACACAGUCCAUCUAUCCCUUAGUACAGGAGAACAGUGGUUUCCUGCUCAACGCCCUGUUGAAGAGAGGUCUUAGUGAGGAGCAGCCAGCACCCGACACUAUGCCCACGGCCACAGCUGCACUAGACCCCUUCAGACUAGAUGCCAUGACACCAGAGCCCCAAGACUUGGACACAGUGGCCCCAAAUUCAGCAGCCCUGAGCCCCCCACAGCCCCACUCUCUAGCUCCAGGGUCCGGAGACCUGGAAGAGGAGCUAAGGUUCCGACUCAGUCAGCUGGUCAAACGUGCCAACAGCAAAGACGACAGCUCCGCUGGAGAGGAGUGCCCUGCAGACAGACAGACGGACAAAGACAGCGACAGACAAAGAGAGAAGAAGAGGCUGAAAGACGCAGACAGGGAACGGCAGAGGGCGAGUGAGAGAUUGAGGGAGAAGCCGAGUGAAACAGCUGAACAAGUGAACGGACAAGAGAUGAAAAGGAGUGAGAGACUGAUAAAGAGUCCUUCGAUGAGAGAGGAAGGAAGGGUGAGGGAGAGGAGGUUAGAGAAGGGAGUGGAGAGUGUGGAAGAGAAAGUGGAUGACCAGGAACAAACAAGAGGAGACAAAAGAGAAGCACACAGACAAAGCAAGAAACAACAUAAGAGAGACGUGGAGAAGGAGGCCGCACAGAAAGGAGGAAGAAGGAGGAGUGGUUCAAGUGCAAGUUCACCUGCUGUUACACCUUCUUCCCAGGAGGAGGUGCUGUCAGACAACCAGGAGGGACAGAAUGACUCGGAGCAACAGCAGAGGCUCCAGUUGCUCUCCUCUCUCUUGCAGCAGGUGAGAUAUGGGUGAGACAGCGAAGACUUCUUGUGACAUGUGAAGGAGGCCUUGCUCAACAACAACUAUGGCAACGCUGCUAUAGUCACUUAAUGUAUUGUAAUAUAUUUAUUCCUCCCUGAAAUGCACAGACGUGCUGCAUACUGGUUGUGUGCAUGUGUCUAAUUGGGUCAAAUGUGAAUCGUGCGUGUGUUAUAUUUCACUUCUGCUGCAGCUUUCUAAAAUACUUGUGGUAGCGUCUUUUCGCAUGAAUGAAUUAAA
Paralichthys olivaceus (Japanese flounder) is the source of this 3229-nucleotide messenger RNA. NCBI's taxonomy places the organism in Eukaryota, Metazoa, Chordata, Actinopteri, Pleuronectiformes, Paralichthyidae. The record is from RefSeq and is a predicted model, not a curated record.